AUGGCUGAGAAAACACCAACCAUUACUGGUGCAAGCGGAUUGCACCAAAUCCCAUCCCUCCGGGGAACUGAGAAUUACAACACAUGGCGUAUACAGAUGGAAGAUAUACUUACCAAUCUCGAUCUGUAUAGCUAUGUAGACGGCACAAAUGAAAGACCCAAACCUAAGAUAAAAAUCAGGGUUACUGGUCGCAAAGACGAUGAUGGAAACGACUUACCCGAUCUUGAAGUAGGCAAUGAUGAUUCCGCAUACACGGAAUGGAUCAAAGCCAAUCGUAAAGCACUGUCAAAUAUUAGACUAAGAGUCGAAGGGAACGUACUUACACACAUACAAUCAUGUAAAUACUCCGCCGACGCUUGGAAUCUCUUGGCAGCAACAUUUCAAGUUAAGGGUACUGUUGGACUAAUUGACUUACAAAGAAAGUUCUUCAGCCACAGGAUGUCGGACAGCAAAGACAUUGAGGAACACAUACAAUGUAUGCGUGGAUGGUUCCAACAAAUCAAUGACAUUGCACCAAACUCGUGCACUGAAGCCGAUUGGAUAACCACGUUAGUAGCAAGCCUACCUGACUCAUGGGACACGUUCACCCAGUCUGUAAGCUUCGAAUUCAACACUGAAGACAAGAAUAAAUUAGCCAAUCAAGUGAGUGACCUACGCUCACGUAUUAUGGCCGAAGCACACCAAAGAAAUACCCAACAACCUGACGGUAAGAUUUUCUUUGCUACAAAUAAACCAAGCUUCAAUAAAUUUGUACGUACCAAUAUGAGUAAUAAAGGCCCAGAUAAGUCUAAAUCAAAAUGCAAUAACUGCGGAAAGAUUGGACACUGGGCAGCCAAAUGCCGAGGUCCAGGUGGAGGCGCAUUCAAGCCCAACCAUUCAAAUAAAGGUGGUCAACCAAACAGAAGAUUCAACACACCAGGAAAAGCUAGGAAUGGCAAUGCCCGCACGCAUAUAGCCAUAGCUAAUAACUCCAAACAUAAAGAAUAUGCGUUCUUGACCCUUGAGGACAAAAUAAGCCUGAUAGGCAAGACCCCCAACACCUGGAUAGCGGAUAGCGGCACUACUACUCACAUAGCAAUUGAUUGGAAUGCAUUCUCCAAUUAUACCAAGUCAUCUGGCUACGUUGCCGGAGUCACUGGCAAAGAGCCAAUAAUGGGCCGCGGCACUGUAGAGCUAUUGUGCUUAAAUAAUACAGAGAAGAACAAAUACACAAAGAUUAGGCUCACCAAUGUAGCUCACGUGCCAAGUUUGCCCGCAAACCUAAUCAGCUUAUCAUUAGUAACUGAUAAAGGCACUAGAAUUCUGAUGGAUCAGAAUGAAUUGCAAAUACUAGAUAAAAACAAUAGACCAAUCAUUAUCGGAUCAAAGUUGAAAAAUUGCAAACAAGGAAACCUUUGGAAGAUCAGCGUGAAACCCGUAAACAAUUGCAAUCAGAAGCUCGAGAACAAUAAACUUACUGAAAUAGUACUGACCAAACAAACCGGACGCACAUGGUUUGAAUGGCACAAGGUACUUGGGCACAUUGGCCCGCAAGCACUCCAACAACUAAAAUCCAACAAAGCAAUCAACGGAAUGGAGAUAAUAGAAGACAACAUUGGACUCAACUUUGAAUGCAACGUAUCAGACAAAGCACGUGCAAUGCUACUCAAAUUGGGCGCACCAAAGUUCCUUUGGAACAAAGCAAUUGCGUACGCCUGUUACCUGAAAAAUCGAGUACCGACGCAAGUGCAAGGAAAGUUCUGGAAAACGCCGUUCAAAGCGUUUUGGGGUAAGAGACCCAACGGGGAGAGCCGCUCUAAGUUAGAAUUGAAGACGUUCACGGCUCUAUUUACCGGCAUAUUGGACGUUCAAGGCAAAAGCUGGCGUUAUUACAAAACGGGAGCGAACCGUAUAUUGCACUCACGCAAUAUAUUGUUCCCAAGAACCCAUACACAGGCCAAUAACAUACACAACAACACGGAUUGGGGGGAAUCAGUCGUUCCACCUGCUGAGGGGGAGAGAAUGACUCGCACCAACAGCACUGCGGAACAAUGCAACAAAAAUGCUAGAACAGGGGGAGCAAAUCAAGUCAGUGAACAAAUCAAGUCAGAAACAAAACAUACUAGUGAGCUGAAAGAUAUAAAAAGCAAAGGAAAGAGCAAACAGAAAGCAUCAAACUCACCAAGCCAAUCUACUGAGCCUAAACUCACUACUCACGCUGCUGUUCCUAAACCCAGCUCUACUUGUUCUAAGCUUACUAUGCCCCACUCUGGGACUUGUCUUGAUACUGCUGAAUCUGCUUGCAAGAUCAAUGCAAACCCCUCCCUCAAGUCCUCUGGCGUCCAAACCCGUCGCCAAAACCCCAACAAGCCCAAGCUCACCUUGGACACCAACUAUGGAGGUGUCAAGAUCACUGUCAAAGACACUGCCGCCGCUCCCACCGGUUUGUCUAGCCCAAACAUCCCUGGUGCAUUCACUAACUAUGUUACAGAACUUGACAAAUACUGCAAUGACUCAGGAAGCAAUUACUCCAACGCAUACAUCCUUGGAACAAGCGCAAAUCAACACAAUUCAGUCACCAACAUCACCUUGUUUUGUUCCCACAUCCCCUCGCUUGUCUCCAACACCUCGUCUAUUAUAUCUGCCCCAACUAUCCCAACCAAACUCGCCUCUGAAUUGGCCGCACAGGAGGAACCACGGAUCCCGGCCUUCACCCCAACCGGUGAGUUGGCUGGACAAUUUGGUGAACUCAAACUUACCUCAGAACACUUCCCACCGCCAGCAGAAUCCAUCCUGGAGACCUUCACAAACAACAACCUGCACUGGGUUUUUGCCGCCAACCUUCUGGCAACCAGCAAUAACCCAACCACUGAGGAGGCAUUAUUGGGACCAGACGCGGACAAAUGGAAGGCAGCAAUGGAACAGGAGAUUGCAACCUUGGAGAAACAGGGAACGUACAACACCUCAACGCUCCCACCAGGCAGGAAGGCAAUGGGAUGCCAAUGGGUACUGUCGUAG
Messenger RNA from Rhizoctonia solani, 2997 nucleotides. Its product is annotated as integrase core domain protein. Gene Ontology annotation, molecular function: nucleic acid binding; zinc ion binding. Lineage: Eukaryota; Fungi; Basidiomycota; Agaricomycetes; Cantharellales; Ceratobasidiaceae. The record is from RefSeq and is a predicted model, not a curated record. Bases 1 to 2997 code for a protein of 998 amino acids. The transcript is spliced from 3 exons.